Xenopus laevis (African clawed frog) is the source of this 2912-nucleotide messenger RNA. It is a transcript of the gene lrrc52.S, whose product is annotated as leucine rich repeat containing 52 S homeolog. The transcript is spliced from 2 exons. The record is from RefSeq and is a predicted model, not a curated record. Gene Ontology annotation, cellular component: voltage-gated potassium channel complex; plasma membrane. Gene Ontology annotation, molecular function: voltage-gated potassium channel activity; transmembrane transporter binding; potassium channel activator activity. The coding region runs from base 605 to 1555 and encodes 316 amino acids. Gene Ontology annotation, biological process: potassium ion transmembrane transport; potassium ion transport; monoatomic cation transmembrane transport. NCBI's taxonomy places the organism in Eukaryota, Metazoa, Chordata, Amphibia, Anura, Pipidae.
AAUGCACUUGAGAAGAAAGAGCUGAGCCACUUGUCAGAGCAUCUGAUACCAGGCACAGUCAUUGUGACUUCAAGGCAGGCUGCAUGCCAACCCGUCAGGGUCUCGCUCUGUGUGCAAAAACCACUGACAGACUAGUAUGUACCAUGCCUUGCAGACACAACACAUUUCAUUCUUGCAGCCGUGCCUGGACUCUUCUGCUUCAGCAAAAGAAGAGCUGCCUUAGAAUAGCUGCUGACGUCACAUAGGUGUCAAUUGGCAACCACUGUGACAAUGAACGAUGUGUCCCCUUCUGUGUCUGCGCCAGCUAUUUAACUGCCUGCUUCACUUUCAAGUUCAAAGUAUCUAAGCGGUGGCACUUUCACAGCCAGAGAAAGAAGGCAGUCAAUGAGAUCUGCAGAGUAAGGGCAAUGGGAGACUUGUAGUAACGGGGGAUAACAAUCCUAGACACUGGAGGAGGUAUGAAUAUUGCCUGACAUGACAGCAGUUUUCCUAUCACCGUUUGUCAGAUGGGGCUGUUUAAACAGGGCUGGCCCUUGUUCAGACAGUCACCUUUAUAGUCCAUUACAUAUUUGCUCAUUGAAGACCUUUUGGGUCUGCCAAAUUCAUGGAUAAAAAAAGAAAUCCAUGUCUUUUUUUUUUAUACUAUUUUUUAUACUAUGGUGAGGAUUUAUUACUACUUAUUAUGAGUUUAGGGCUAGUGGUUGGACAGGUCCAGUGUUGCACAGAAGAAUGUCACUGUGAGCACUUGAUAGUGAACUGCACAGACAAGCAGAUGGAAGAGUUUCCCACGGCUAUCCCAAUGGACACCAGGCAGCUGGUUCUAACUCGCAAUAAUCUCACAUAUCUUCCUUCUGUGGAACUAAACCUCUUGAUUGAACUGGUGUACUUAGACUGCAGCCGCAAUAUGCUGGGAGAUUAUUUGGAGGCUACGUUCGUUGCCUUGCCCUUGGUUUACCUGGACCUGAGCCACAACAACAUAUCCAAAAUAACUGCAAAUACAUUUUAUCUUCUCACCAGCCUCGUAGUUUUAAAGAUUUCGGACAACCCCAAUCUGCAAGAGAUUGAGAAGGACUCCUUUGCCAACAAUACAGGGCUACGGCACCUGGACCUGAGUCGAACAGCCCUGACCUAUCUGGAUGUGAGUACAGUGAGCUCACUGCCAAGUCUACGGACACUAGGCCUCAGCUUUAACCCUUGGGACUGUUACUGCCCUCUGAAAGAAUUCCUCAAGUGGGCGAUGGAGACUGAGCUUUACUUCAUAGAUGCAGAAAAUAUGACGUGUAACACUCCCAUCCAUAUAUAUGGCCUGCUUCUGAAAGACACAGAACCCCACAUCAACCUAAUGUGCAUUCCCAACCUCUACGAGCGAGACUACCUCUUCCUCGGACUGGUGGGAUUUGUCAUCUUUGGUUCUGGCACUGUUAUAGCAUGGCUGACUGGUGUUUGCGUGGUCAUCUAUGACCGUCUGUGUGGCUCCUCAGAUGAUGAUGAAGACGAAGAUGAUGAACGUCCUCCACCCCCAAAACCAAAGAAAAAAGAAGAAUCAGAUGUAUAGAAACAUGUGUAGAUGCCAACAGGGUUCAGCAACACAGCAAAUCUGUUGUGCAGCUAAACAUAGAUAGUGGAUAAGAGAAUCAUCUUCUGAUAGAUAAAGGAGAUAAUAAAUGGACCUGCUUUGCAAUGAUUAGCUGUAGUAGCUUGGCUGGAAAUCAAACAACUCCAGAACCAUAUCAUGCACUUAUAUAGAGGUCACUUGGUCAGGCUUCCUAUAAACAGGUUAAAAUAUAGUGAAAACAACUGCAGCUUCAUUUUGGUAAAUUCAACGAUGAAUAGAUAUCAUCUAUAUGAGAGUCCACAGUUUGCACUGAGUAGUUAUAUAUUUAACAUAACUGAUCACUACAGACAAAUGAGCAGCAGCGUGGUCUCAUGGUUAGUAUUUCUGCCUUGCAGGAACAGUGUGGUCGGUUUAUUCCAAACUAGAGUGUUAUCAUGGAGUUUGAUUGUUCUCCCUGUGUCUGUGUGAAUUUUCUCACACACUAAAAAUAUAAUACAGCCAAGUUAACUGGCUCCCAAUGAAGUUGCCCUUACUUUGUUUGUGCUUGUGGUAUUGGCCAUAAAUUGUAAGCUCUGGUGGGAAAGGGACAGGUGUGAAUGUGGAGGAAGAAUUUCUGCAAAGCCCCAUGCAAUUUUUCAACUAUCUACAAGAAAGCAUAAUACUGCCCUUGCCCACCCCAAAACACCUGUAUUAAUACUAUUAAAUACUAGCUAAUAUUAAUGAAUACCAGGGGGUCAGGGUAUUGCGGAGUGGCUUACUCCUGAUCAGGAAUUUGCUACAUGCCUUUCAUGCUGUUUUACUGAUAUCUCACUCAAUAAAAUUCAGUGAAAUAUCAUUCUAGUACUGUAUCCACCCUCACGGUGCUACCAUACCUAACCUCAUGGUGCUACUAUACCUACCCUCACUGUGCUACUGUACAUAACCUCACUGUGCUACUGUACAUAACCUCACACUGUCUUCUGUUCAUUAAGACCUGAUUAUCAGUUAAUUUGGGUUAAAAAAAGAUGAACGUCAAGGUCAAACUCUCCAAAUGAACCCCAGUGCACAUACAUGAACUUAUUUAUACAGAUCUAUCUACACAUUCACACACAUAUAACUAUACAUACCAAUACCUAUACUAACUAACUGUAGGUCUUAAAAUCACUUUAGCCUUGGAUAUAAUAAUUGUUUAAGAAAUUAUCCAAGCCACUGUUAAAGACAUUAAUAGAAUUCAACCUCACUGUGAAGAACCACCUACGCUGCUUAAAGUUUAGCUCAUCAUAUGUCUAUAUCACCCUUCCAUUCUCCCUAAAGUUUAGUUGCACAUCUUUGCACUCUUUCCAGCUUAUUUGUAUCCUUCUUAAGGACUGGAGCCAAA